AUGUACGUGGUAAUAAUAUGUCGACACCGAAAGGAUAAAAGGCUUGGUUACCAUAAGGGUGUUUUUGAAGUAUCGAUCGCUCAUGUUUUCUCAGUCGCACCUCCUACCAACAAUGCUACACGCGCCCUUCGCACGAACAAAGAUGACCACUCUUCAGAUCCCUGUUUGAACAACUACACCGUCAAGAAAGAGGAUGGAAAGGUCGUUCUCGAAUUCUUUUCUGAUCUCCCCGACAGUCAUGUCUACUUGGCUCCUCACUAUUUCACUGAUGAUGGACAUGUGAUCCUAAACAUUCUCCAUUCUAAAGUCCGACAUGCCAUCGCAUGGUCAAACAUCGCACUCCACCCGGUCCUGAGAGUGAAGUCUGAAUGUCUGAAAGACCUAUCGCCAGUUCUUAUCAACACACGGUAA
Necator americanus (New World hookworm) is the source of this 411-nucleotide messenger RNA. RefSeq lists its product as uncharacterized. The transcript has a single exon. NCBI's taxonomy places the organism in Eukaryota, Metazoa, Nematoda, Chromadorea, Rhabditida, Ancylostomatidae. The record is from RefSeq and is a predicted model, not a curated record. The coding region runs from base 1 to 411 and encodes 136 amino acids.